This is a messenger RNA of Neltuma alba, 1668 nucleotides long. RefSeq lists its product as uncharacterized. The transcript has 14 exons. The record is from RefSeq and is a predicted model, not a curated record. Lineage: Eukaryota; Viridiplantae; Streptophyta; Magnoliopsida; Fabales; Fabaceae. Bases 1 to 1668 code for a protein of 555 amino acids. Gene Ontology annotation, biological process: double-strand break repair. Gene Ontology annotation, cellular component: nucleus; site of double-strand break.
AUGGGGAAUGUGAAACGAUGGACUGUGACCUAUACGAAGCACAUCAAGCAAAAACGCAAAAAGUACCAAGAUGGUUUUCUAGAACUCGAGAGUUCAACUAACAAGGUUAUGCUUUAUGAUGAGUGCGACAAUCUCUUGGAAUGUAGGCUAUUGAAGAGCGAUGAAACUGUCACGUCUGGUGAAACUCUGGUGUUCAAUGGCUACCUUGUUGACAUCGGUGAUCCUGAGGGAGAUAAUAACCCUAUUUCUGAUUCAAAUGUUGAUAAAGCACAUAAGAAUAUUGCACGGGGAUUUAAUAGGUUGAAUGGGUCAAACAUUAGGACUUCAGCAGGCGACAGCAAAACUAAUGUAAAGGAGAGCAAAGCACAUCAUGCUCUCAGCCCAUCACAAAAGAUUAUUAAAGAGUUUAAGAAGAGAGAGCUUCUUAAGUAUGGAUCACCAAAGAUCAGUCCGGAAACAACAAAACCCAACACAUCAGAGUGGCAGGUUUUGUACACUACACAAGUGACUCAAAAGGCAAAGAAGUACCACGAUGGUUUUCUGAAACUUGUGGUUUCUGGAUCCAAUAGUAGACAGGUAAUGCUGUUUGAUGCAAGCAAGAAACUUCUAGAUAGCAAAUUCCUCAAGAAAGAUGACAUAAUUAAACCAGGCGAAUCACUUGCAUUUGAUGCAUAUUUGGUUGACAUUGGUGAUAAUCAAGGAAAUCAUGAACCAGAAUCCAAUGAUCAAGGUGAAAAAAGCACAGAUGCUGAGGAAAUCAGGAAGAUGCACCGGCAGCAAUCUUGUCAUUACACCAAUGUAACUGCAAGAAAAAGCGAGUGGCUGGUGUUAUAUUCAACGAGGUCCAAUAAAAAAUCCAAGACUUACCACGAUGGUUUUUUGCAACUUGAAAUUUUUGGAUCUCGGGGGAGACAGGUUGUCCUGUGUGAUUUGAACAAAACACCAAUAGAGCGCCGGUUCUUGAAGAAAGAUGAAGUUAUAAGGCCUGGUGAAUCAAUAUACUUCGAUGGCCAUCUUGUCGAUGUAGGAGAUCCCAGAGAAAGCCAUCAAUGUCCAGUGAAUUCUGAUGAGAAAGGAACUGGGGAUAAUUUUGGUCAGAGGAAACAAAGACAUGAACAAAACGGCUGUCUAAAGGCCAACCCAGUUGUCGUCAAAGUGGAGCCUAACAGUAAAGCUUAUUUAGCAAAAGAAGCAAAUGCGAACUCCCUCUGCUCUGGGUCAGACGUGAUCGAAUCAAGCAGGAUAGUCCCACCAAUCAAGCCUUUACGUGACACCCAUCAAAUACUGUCUCUUCUACAAAACCGUCUGGCUCCGAAGAGCAAAAUUACAGGUAGUGGACCAACAAUUGCCUCGGCACCCAGUCACAAUUCAUCUGAAAAUUUUCGAGAUAGGGAAUCCAUUGAGACUGUGAAGUCUUCCAAAGAUUCUGCAGCAGCAAGUGGUGGUGUCAGUUUGCAAUUCACCGAUAACAUCGGAAAUUCCCACCAGCCCGAACCAUGCAAGGAAGCCCAGACAAAUACAAGUGAGGCAGUCUUUGAUUUUUCCAAGUCAAGUUCGGGUGCUAAUUCAUCUUGUUCUGUUACCAGCAAAGAUGCCUUUUAUGAAUAUAUUGGAGAGAUGCUGCUUUUGACACUUCGUGGGAAUAUGGUUCUGUGCGAUUAUGGUUAA